Nothobranchius furzeri (turquoise killifish) is the source of this 1754-nucleotide messenger RNA. NCBI's taxonomy places the organism in Eukaryota, Metazoa, Chordata, Actinopteri, Cyprinodontiformes, Nothobranchiidae. The record is from RefSeq and is a predicted model, not a curated record.
CACACCCAAAAGAGAAACCACAAUCUGUAUAUAAGUGGGUUUAUAGACCUCCAGCAGUGACAGGUGGAGGUCGAUGCAGACACGAUGCUCACUCUUCAGGCCCUGACGCUGCUUUAUGUUCUGACAUCUCUCAGACUGAAUGCUAAUGGGAGUGAGAUCAUAAAUGGUAAAAAAGUACCUGACAACCAGAUGUUGUAUAUGGCCUCCGUGCAGAGCGGUAACACCCAUGUAUGUGGAGGGUUCCUCAUCAGUAAGGACUUUGUUGUCACCGCUGCACACUGUAGCAAACCAAAUCCAACGAGUGUUGUUCUGGGAACUCACAAUCUGAAGAAGGUUGAUAGCAAAACAAUGAGAUAUGAUGUCACUCAAUGCAAGCUUGUGGAUUUUCACAAUAUUGUGUCUGGUAAAGACAUCAUGCUUCUCAAACUGAAAAAGAAAGCAAAACUAGGCAAGAAAGUGCAACUGGUUAAGCUGCCAAAGACAGACAUGACAAUGAAAGCUAACACUGAGUGUCGUGUUGCUGGAUGGGGCCUCACUAAAACUGGUGGUGAAGCUGUUGACCAGCUCCAAAUGUCUAAUGUGUCUAUAGUUGACCCAGAGGAGUGCAAGAAGAGAUUGGAUGGCAAACUUCCAAACAAUGUUAUCUGUGCUGGCGGAUACAAGACAAAAAAUGGAUUUUGCCAGGGAGAUUCUGGUGGGCCUCUAAUUUGCCAGGGGGUGGCCAUUGGUGUUGUCUCUUUCAAUGUUGGCAAAAACUGUGACUAUCCAAACUGGCCAAAUGUGUAUACAGAUGUGUCUAAAUACCUUCCCAGCAUUAAAAAGAUGCUCCAAACCAAAAAAUCAUGUGAUUUUGAUGGUCAUUGCUUAGACUCUACAGAGGCAGCAGUGGUUCAGGAGGUAGAGCAGGUUGUCCAUUGUGGUCGGAGGGACUGGUGGCACCUGUGUUUGGGAGCCUUGCCUCAGUCAGUGUGUCCCAGGUUUUCAGUUGGUGGUAGUGAGAUCAUAGAUGGGGAAAAAGCUCCAGAGGACUCAAUGCAGUACAUGGUCUCACUGCAAACCAGAUGGGGUCACGAAUGUGGAGGAUUUCUAAUCAGUGAAGAGUUUGUGGUAACUGCAGCACACUGUAGAGAUCACGCAGCUCUUCAGCACGUUCGUCUGGGACACCACGAUCUCAAAGAAGCCAAGUCAGUCAGUAUUGAAUAUACGUGCAAGUUUCCAGCUUAUUGGAGUGUAGGACACGGCAAUGACAUCAUGCUUGUUAAACUGGCAGAGAGGGCUCCUCUAAACAGCAAAACCAAAACAAUUCCACUUCCUAAUUCUGCAACAAAUCUGAAGGAAAAUCAGACGUGCUCUGUGGCUGGAUGGGGAAAGACAGAAACUCACCGCUAUGGUGUCACGGAGCUGAGAGUGGUGAGCGUGUCCAUCAUAGAUCCACCAAUCUGUCAGGAGAUGUGGGGAAAUGAUCUUCCUCGUAACGUCAUCUGUGCUGGUGGAUUUGGCACUAAAAAGGGAUUCUGUCAGGGUGACUCUGGUGGUCCACUGGUGUGCAACGGGGAAGCUGUUGGGGUUGUGUCUUUUAACAAACAUGCCAACUGCGACUACCCAGACGUACCGAAUGUCUAUACAGACCUCUCCAAGUAUCUCCCAUGGAUUCACAAUGUUCUGAGAGAAAAUAAGUGUGUGUAAAACGCUUUUACAAUGAUUUCACUCAGCAAAGCUUUCGUAAUAAAGACAAAACUGUAUUGUUUCUGUCU